Hyalella azteca is the source of this 1645-nucleotide messenger RNA. RefSeq names its product gamma-butyrobetaine dioxygenase. The transcript has 9 exons. Gene Ontology annotation, biological process: carnitine biosynthetic process. Gene Ontology annotation, molecular function: oxidoreductase activity. NCBI's taxonomy places the organism in Eukaryota, Metazoa, Arthropoda, Malacostraca, Amphipoda, Hyalellidae. Gene Ontology annotation, cellular component: mitochondrion. The coding region runs from base 182 to 1618 and encodes 478 amino acids. The record is from RefSeq and is a predicted model, not a curated record.
GUUGUUCGUAAAAAUAUUAUCAUUCAGCAAUUACUUAAAUCUCUGCACUUAAUUAUUUCAAUUUUUUAAUGAUCCUUUCCUAAAUUUUGUGGUCUUUUUGUUAAUUGAAUCCGAUUAUCUCACAAAUUUAUGAAGGAUUCCAUAUCGCAUCUUGAAACGGAGAUAUUGAUAGUUGUUAGUCAUGCACCGCAUCGCUGUUCAUCUGCGCAGUGCGCUCACGCAAGCACAACAUCUGCCCAUCGUUCCACUUCAUCAUCCAAGGUUAGCCAGCCACGUCCUGCCAGUAGUUCGUCUCAGUAGUGUCACGUCGGAGCCUCACCCCCUCACACGUCUCAGUGCCGCAGCGUCGGAACAUGUGACGUGUUGCUCUUUAAUAAGUCACCACGUCACGACGCCCGUACGACGAUGCUCCGAUCUUCGGGCUAAGUUCUCCCACGAAGUGAAACUUGCACGCGUCUCCAGCCUUCCCGAGCAAAAGAUGCUAGAGGUGGAGUGGGCAGAAGGAGGACGCAGCAUCUACCCCUGGCUGUGGUUGCGGGACAACUGCCAGUGCGACCAGUGCUUCCACCCCGUGUCUCUUAGCAGAACGUCCUUUCUUCAAGAUCUUGACCUCAAUGUUGCACCCAAAAGUUUCGAGUUAACAGAGGACGGGUUCACGCUCUCGAUACACUGGACAGACGGACACAGUUCCCGCCACGAGGCGCCGUGGCUGCACGUGAGAGCUUUCCAGGCGGAGCAGCGGCGCGCGCGCGAUCUGGUGCACAAAAUACCGCGCAAGUUUUGGCCACCGCAGCUGCCGGAAGCGAACUGGGAAGAGGUAAUGCAGAGCGACGCAUCGCUGCUGCAGUGGCUGCUGCUGCUGGAGACCUACGGGCUGGUGGUGAUGAAGAGCGCCCCCCAGCAGCAGGGGCGGAUCAGGGAGCUGGCUGAACGCGUCGCAUUCGUCAAAAGGACACACUAUGGGGAAGACUUCUCAGUUAUCGUAAAGCCUGAUCCCAGCAACGUGGCUUAUUCCAACAAAACUCUGGCACUUCAUCUCGACCUUCCUUAUUACUUCUAUAAACCCGGGGUUCAGUUCAUACACUUCGUACGGCAGCACGAAGGCGUUGGUGGUGAAUCACAAGUGAGCGAUGCGCUAGAAGUCGCGCACACGUUGAGGGAAGAACAUCCGCAGCACUUCCGUCUGUUGUCGUCAGUGCCGGUAGACUGGGUCGACCACGCCAACGAAGACGGCAGGCAGUACUUCAAGGCACUGAAAAUGCCCGUCAUCUGCUUGGAGUCUGAUGGCGAGACCAUCUGGCGUAUCAACUUCAGUCAGCCGCAGCGCGACUCCUACUUCAGCGCCUGCCCUGUGGAGGACGUACACGCCUGGUAUGCUGCUCUCAAGGCCUUCCAUGAUCUCCUCUACGACCCCCGCUUCUGUAGGACCUUCAAGAUGCCUCCUGGCACGGUGCUGACUUUGGACAACCUGCGCGUGACGCAUGGACGUAUGGGCUUCCCAGACUCUGACGACGUUCACAGGCACGUCGACGGUUGCUACGUCGACUGGGACGAAGUGCGCUCCCGCAGACGAGUCCUGGCUGAUACCCUCGGCGCGGACAUUACGCAGGGACUUUAGAUGACAAUGUUGGCGCUUGCAGCAAGU